AUGCCUCCAAGAGUAAGAGGAAGAGGCAAGGGUCCCAUGCGUGGGGGAUCGUCGUCAGCAGGACCAUCUCAUAGACGCACUCCAUCGGCGUCCUUUUCCACCUCCGACUCUCACGAUAUGUGGGGUCAACCUUUUGAGCCAGCAAGACACUCAGUCUCGCUAAGCUCUUCGCCUUCCUUCCAUCCAUCGUUUGGGCCGCUAGUUCCAGAUGAGCCCCAACACUCUCAACAAUCCCAUCAUUCUCACGAGUCUCACCAAUCACACCACUCUUUGCACUCCCAUUCGUUCCAUCAUUCUGAUUCUCUCUAUUCCCCGGGGCAGUUUAACCCUAACGAUUAUGUUAACGAUUUUCUUGGUUAUAACCCUUUGGGCCCUGAGGACCAUUUCUCUCAGGAGAUGGAAACAGAUGAUGAUCCAGAUCCGGAGAUGCAGACCGGAACGCCGGGCCAUCCAAUAAGUAUAUCAAGUGGGUCCCUAUUUCAGGGAUCACCUUAUAGUGGGCCCGACUCGUUCCAAGAGAAAAUGGCCACAUAUGAUUGGUUCUUUACCCCUUCAUAUCAUAGUUCUCCGGCCCAACCACCUUUGGUUAAACCCCAACUCCAAGCUGUUUCACCACCGCCACUUCCGAUAGAGGAGCCACCGCAGCAGCCACCGCAACCACCUCUCGAGCCUCCGAGGCAACGGAGGAAUGCACGCAUGUCAGUACGAGGAGGACCUCGUUUUAGCUCUCCUCGUGGUUCGAGUUCCUAUCCUCCCAUUCCAGAGGACCCCCAAUUGGGUGGGCCCUCAAACGCGGCACCGGAGAUUGACCCUCCGCCAGCUUCAUUUGCGCCACCUCAGUCGCCCAUGGGUUUUGAUAACCCUAUCCCGACCUACCCAGGUUUUUCUGGGUAUAAUCCUUAUGAAAACACGUCAGGAUAUCCGUCAGAUUACGGAAACCAGGAUCCCUACCUCACGGCUGCUCAAUACCAUCACCUUUACCCAUCAUCCUACCCACCUUUUUAUCCAACUGGAUACCCGGGUCAGGAUUAUCCAUACCUUCCGUAUCAGUAG
Molecule: messenger RNA, 1053 nt
Organism: Helianthus annuus (common sunflower)
Lineage: Eukaryota; Viridiplantae; Streptophyta; Magnoliopsida; Asterales; Asteraceae
Product: leucine-rich repeat extensin-like protein 5
Exons: 1
Coding region: 1-1053 (350 amino acids)
Source: RefSeq, a predicted model, not a curated record